Ostrinia nubilalis (European corn borer) is the source of this 849-nucleotide messenger RNA. RefSeq lists its product as uncharacterized. Gene Ontology annotation, cellular component: nucleus; plasma membrane. Bases 13 to 579 code for a protein of 188 amino acids. The transcript is spliced from 7 exons. NCBI's taxonomy places the organism in Eukaryota, Metazoa, Arthropoda, Insecta, Lepidoptera, Crambidae. The record is from RefSeq and is a predicted model, not a curated record.
GCUGGUGGCAUCAUGGGCUGGACAGCAAGAGCAGGCUCCUUCGUAGUGGAGAAAAUGAAUAUCUUCAGUUACACAGAAAGCGUUCCAAACACAUCUAUUGCCCACAAACAACCAUCGUUCUUAGAAAGAUGUUUAGGUGUGAGUGAUUGGAAAUCAGCUCUUGGAACUGAAGAAGGCACGGCAGAGACGGGAGAAGGUAGCGGGGCAAGCGGAGAAGAAGCAUGGGGAACGCCAUCAUCUGGUGACCUAUCAGACAACCUGCCUGAUUCUGAACAUGGGACAUUAUCGUCACCCACCAAGUCAUCGUCGUCAUACGCUGGCGAUGAUGACACGGAGUUGAUGAUGGACGAGCUUCUCAUGGCACCCACAAUAACCGGACCGACUACCCUCAGGCCGUUGUUACCAAGGGAUGUUUUCAGGAGAAGGCUUGAGCCUCUCCUGGAAGAAGAAUGUUCAGACAGCGGUAGUGAGGACAACAAGGCUACACCCACCAACUCGGAUGACCAGCAGAGGACGGGGGUGCGGGCGCCGCACAAAUUGCUGGAGGGGAGCCAGGUGGUGGCGCCGAGUCAGAGCUGAGCCCCGAUCGGACGCCCACCAACGAAGUACCUUCGAUGCCCUUACAAUCUGUUUCAAGAGAGUGUGUGGAGGUGCGUGCCGCUGCUGCUGCAGCCGGUCGUCGGGGCUCAGCCAGCUCGGCAAGCACGCCCUCCACACUCGAGCGUACCACAAUACACAACCCUACACCACAUCACCCACUUUCACCAGCUUCGGAGCCAGCACAAGUGGAGGAGCCUGUGCAGGAGGAAAAGCCGCCGACUCCGGAGAGACUCAGUCCGCGCGCCGAGA